UUCAUCUGGAUGAAUGGAACAUGUGUGUGCAGACAUGGCCCCCACCCUCCCCUCUGCGCCCAUCCACAACAACAGCAGCAGCACUCACCCACAUCAGCACAGAGACAUGGGUACUGCGAGAGAAAGGAUCAGUGUGGAGGCCGGGGGGAAUCCAAGAGAUCGGUGGAGACGAUCGCCCUUCAAUCUCAACCAUUAUGCCACCAAGAAGAGCCUGGCGGAAAGCAUGCUGGACGUGGCGCUCUUUAUGGCGAACGCCACUCAGCUGAAGGCGGUUCUUGAGCAGGGGCCGAGCUUCACCUACUAUGUCACCCUCAUCACCCUCAUCAGUCUGUCGCUGGCUCUGCAGCUGGUCAUCGGAAUCCUUCUCAUUGUCAUCGCUCGGAGGAAUCUGAACGACGUUUCCAAGCAGCAGACUCUGGAUGUGAUAAAUAAUGUGGCCACCGCGCUUGUGUUUAUCACCCUUCUCAUCAACAUCUUUAUCACAGCGUUCGGGGUGCAGAAGACGGGCCUGUACCCUUCCAGGGGGCCGCGGGAGGUGCAAUGAGAGCACACACAGAUCUACCCCCCGAUGUUCCUGUCCUCCCUCCUGGAUCUGAUCUUCUAACAAUCCAUCAACUACAAAUGUUCACAGUUCUCAUUACUAUUAUAAAUAUUAUUAAAUAGACUUAACGAGUGUGUGGCUUCUUCUUCAUUAAC
Nanorana parkeri is the source of this 696-nucleotide messenger RNA. RefSeq names its product ninjurin 2 (gene NINJ2). Bases 14 to 544 code for a protein of 176 amino acids. The record is from RefSeq and is a predicted model, not a curated record. The transcript is spliced from 4 exons. Gene Ontology annotation, cellular component: membrane. Gene Ontology annotation, biological process: tissue regeneration; cell adhesion. Lineage: Eukaryota; Metazoa; Chordata; Amphibia; Anura; Dicroglossidae.